ACCGACUUCAAACACAAAAACCUCAAUUUCUUAUUUUCAGCUAUAGCAGUCGCCUCCUCCCACUAACUCAAAUCCUCUCUUCUUAGUCUUCUCAAUCAAAUCUGUUUCUUUCUUCAUUAUUGAAGCUGGCUAUCGAAAACCACAAGAACUUUGGGUCCAAUAAGCCCAAUCACAAGAAACUAAUGAGAACAAUGAUGAUAGCUGAAGAAGACAAUUAUCUAAGUCCACCAUGGCUAAUCCCAAUGCUAAGAGCAGACUACUUCGUCCCUUGUUCGAUCCACGCCGAUUCCAACAAAAGCGAAUGCAACAUGUUCUGUCUUGACUGCACUUCCAAUGCCUUUUGUCCUUACUGUUUGAUCGAUCACAAAAACCAUCGUGUCCUUCAGAUACGGAGAUCAUCGUACCACAACGUUGUGAGGGUUAACGAGAUUCAGAAGUACAUAGACAUAUCCUGUGUUCAGACAUAUAUAAUCAACAGUGCAAGGAUCGUGUUCUUGAACGAACGUCCUCAGCCCAGAAUCGGCAAAGGCGUUACAAAUACUUGUGAGAUCUGUUGCAGAAGCCUCCUUGAUUCUUUCCGUUUCUGCUCUCUCGGUUGCAAACUUGGAGGGAUGAAGAGAGGGAAUCAAAGCCUAACCUUCUCUUUGAAAGGGAAGCAUGGGAGGGAGUAUCAAGGUGGGUCGGAAUCUGAUGAGGCGACCACACCAACUAAGAUACGCAAGACGUGUGCUUUCAACCGUCUGAUGAGCGGUCUCUCCAUCUCCACCGUUAAGUCAGAUUACUUUUCAGGGUCUUCGAGCUCCGGUGAUGAUAGCGGUUUUAAUCUUUCCCCCGGGACGCCGCCGAUAUAUAAUCACCGGAAUUCAAGCAGACGGAAGGGCGUACCACACCGUGCUCCGUUCUGAAAUCAACUAACUAUACACUAUGCAGAAAAUGCCCAUAUAUAUUAGAAUAUGAGGUCAUUAUUAUAUUGUAAAUGGUUAGUAUUCGGUUUUUGUUUUUUUUUUAACUUCUGAAGCUAGGUAUAGUCUAUAGAUAAUAUAAGAAAGGAUAUAUACUUAAUACUUGCAUGUUUUUCUUUUGUUAUAAAUAUAGAAUAUAGGUUAUAGUACUCAAGGGGUUGAAAUAUGUUUUUUAUGUAGA
Eutrema salsugineum is the source of this 1143-nucleotide messenger RNA. RefSeq lists its product as uncharacterized. The record is from RefSeq and is a predicted model, not a curated record. Lineage: Eukaryota; Viridiplantae; Streptophyta; Magnoliopsida; Brassicales; Brassicaceae. The coding region runs from base 183 to 905 and encodes 240 amino acids. The transcript has 4 exons.